AUGCUUUUAUCGUCCGCUGUUCAAAAUUUACUUGCUGAAGAAGGAACUGCGAUCAAUUGUGGUCGCUCAUUCAAGAUGUUCUCCAGACGAAUUGCAGCAGCGCGACCACUACGAACUUCCCUCCCACGUCAAACAGCCCUCAUUCCCCAAAGAUGUGCCAGUCAGGCAGCCGCUCCCAGCGGACCAGGCUACCCACAAUUGACCGAUAUUGAAGACCCCGGCAUGAACGGAGGAUAUAUUAACCCACCCAGAGUUAAGCGUCAAUUCCGUGACCCAAAUGCCGACUGGUGGGACAAGCAAGAGCGAAGAAACUACGGAGAGCCGGUUCAUGAGGACAACGAUAUUUUGGGCAUGUUCUCACCAGAAGAGUAUACACAUCAAAAGCCAGGAAUCGCUGGGCUUCAAUUGGGCGCCUUCGUUGUAGCUGUACUUGGACUUUGUACAGUCGUGGGUGUGAUGUAUCCGGAUAAGCAAUCUGUUCCAAGAGAGUUUGAGGGUGGACUUGAGAGGGAGUUGGGUGGGCCAACUGCAGUCAGGGCUAGAGCUGCCGGAGAUCCAUUGUAA
Sclerotinia borealis F-4128 is the source of this 564-nucleotide messenger RNA. Lineage: Eukaryota; Fungi; Ascomycota; Leotiomycetes; Helotiales; Sclerotiniaceae. The record is from the annotation of a GenBank genome assembly.